Molecule: messenger RNA, 1549 nt
Organism: Panicum hallii
Lineage: Eukaryota; Viridiplantae; Streptophyta; Magnoliopsida; Poales; Poaceae
Product: 3-oxoacyl-[acyl-carrier-protein] reductase 4-like
Exons: 12
Coding region: 144-1241 (365 amino acids)
Biological process (GO): fatty acid biosynthetic process
Molecular function (GO): NAD binding; 3-oxoacyl-[acyl-carrier-protein] reductase (NADPH) activity
Source: RefSeq, a predicted model, not a curated record
CCAUCGGAGCUUCCGAAGCAAACCGCACGCAGUCACACCAAACCUGCCAAACCCCAACGACAUCCUCUCUAUAAACGGCUAUCUCGCUGGCGCCCCGCCGCCUCCCCAUCCGCACCCUCUCCUCCCCCCGACUCCGAUCCCUCAUGGCCGCCGCUGCCGCCGCCAGUACCGCCGCCGCCGCGCUCGCCUCACCGGCGGCCCUCUCUGUGUCGCCGGCGCGCCGGGGCCUCGUCAGCUUCGCCGCCCCCGCGCUCCGUUCGGGCCCCGGCUCCCGCGCCGUCGCGCUCUCCGGUGUAACAACUCAUGUCGCGGCUGCUGAGCAAGCUGUUGUACCAGAUGCUACAAAGUUGGAAGCUCCUGUCGUUAUUGUUACUGGUGCUUCAAGGGGAAUCGGAAAAGCCACUGCAUUAGCUCUUGGAAAAGCAGGUUGCAAGGUCUUGGUGAAUUAUGCCCGAUCUUCAAAGGAGGCUGAAGAAGUUUCCAAGGAGAUUGAAGCAUCUGGAGGCGAGGCCAUUACCUUUGGCGGAGAUGUUUCCAAAGAAGCUGACGUUGAAUCUAUGAUAAAAACAGCAGUUGACACAUGGGGAACAAUUGAUGUACUGGUAAAUAAUGCAGGAAUCACACGGGACACAUUGUUGAUGAGGAUGAAGAAAUCACAGUGGCAAGAUGUAAUUGAUCUGAAUCUUACAGGUGUUUUCCUUUGCACACAGGCUGCAACAAAAGUAAUGAUGAAGAAAAAGAAGGGAAGAAUUAUCAACAUAGCAUCAGUUGUUGGUCUAACUGGCAAUGCUGGACAAGCUAAUUACGCUGCUGCUAAGGCUGGAGUUAUUGGGUUCACAAAAACAGUUGCUAGGGAAUAUGCAAGCCGGAAUAUUAAUGCAAAUGUUAUUGCUCCUGGUUUUAUUGCAUCAGAUAUGACUGCUGAACUUGGAGAAGAGCUCGAGAAGAAAAUUCUGUCAAAUAUUCCCUUAGGGAGAUACGGUAGGCCAGAGGAUGUAGCAGGUCUGGUGGAAUUCUUAGCCCUCAGCCCUGCUGCAAGCUACAUCACUGGACAGGUCCUCACCAUCGAUGGUGGGAUGGUAAUAACGGGGUUGGAUCUGAACAAAGAUCGCUGGCUCGGAAAAUUUCUGUGGACCCGGAAGUAUGAGAUGACGAGGCUUCCUGUUUAUCGCCCUCCCAAGGAAGCGCUCGAGGCUCUGUCAUCCGCCCUGGUUUCGCACCGUCCGGCUCACAUGGGAUGAACCAAACAACGAGGAAGCUCCAGCACCUUGUCCAAGCAGGCUUAUCAAGCAACAAGGUGAAGCCAAACAAGGUGCAGGAGCGGUGCGGUAACAUGGGAUGAUCUGAAUCGAGCAUAGACGUGGGAAAUCCUCUUUUCGACUAAUUGAUCAAGAAAGACCAUGCAAGAGGGAUCUAACUGUUGUAGCCGACUGCACAUUGAGUGAUUGAGUCUACUGGUGCUUCAGUCCAAGUGCUCAACCUUGUUGCAUAACAUGGUCCAGUUUUUUGUUGGACUAUGGUUUUAUCCUACGAUUACUGGGGUUUCUAA